Triticum aestivum (bread wheat) is the source of this 1026-nucleotide messenger RNA. RefSeq lists its product as uncharacterized. Gene Ontology annotation, biological process: positive regulation of transcription by RNA polymerase II. Gene Ontology annotation, molecular function: protein dimerization activity; DNA-binding transcription factor activity, RNA polymerase II-specific; RNA polymerase II cis-regulatory region sequence-specific DNA binding. NCBI's taxonomy places the organism in Eukaryota, Viridiplantae, Streptophyta, Magnoliopsida, Poales, Poaceae. The record is from RefSeq and is a predicted model, not a curated record.
AUGCUUCUCCUUCGGCACCCCUCUGUCGACACCGUCGUGGAACGCUUCCUGGUGGGGAAGGGUGCCGGGGUUGGCGCGAGGGAGGAGGGUGCUGCCAGUGAUGAUCAGAAGAUGGAGAAGCGGCACCAGGAGUUCGACGAGAUGCGCACGGACCUAUCCGAGGUGAAGAAGUGGACCGAGCGCGAGGAGGUCACCGCGAAUGAGCGUGACACGGGGGAGCCGAUAGCGGCUUGGGUUGACCCGAAUGUGCGCGACAUGGGGGACGAGGACAUGGUGGCCUUCUUUGCCGCGCUGAUGCAGCGCCCAACCGGUGGGGGCGGGGGGGGGGGGGGGGGUGGCAGCGGCUGGAAGAAGACCGUCAUCCGCCCGAUCGAGCAGGACGAUGCCCCGCACGUCUGCUUCUCCAAGGGCCGCGUGGGGUUUUUCAGCAAGGCGAGCGAUCUAGCGGUCCUGACCGGCACCCAGGUGGCCGCUCUCACCUUCUCGCCCGACGACAAUGCCUUCUCCUUCAGCCACCCCUCCGCCGACACCGUCGUGGAACGCUUCCUGGUGGGGGACGGUGUGGGGGCUGGCGCGAGGGGAGGUGCUGCCAUCGAAGAUUAGAAGAUGGAGAAGCUGCACGAGGAGUUCCACGAGCUGCGCACGGACCUAGUCAAGGUGAAGAAGCAGACAGAGCGCGAGGAAGUCACAGCGAAGCAGCGUGAUGCGGGGGAGCCGAUAGCGGCUUGGGUUGACCCGAACGUGCGCGACAUGGGGAACGAGGACUUGGUGGCCUUCUUUGCCGCGCUGAUGCACGUGAAUGACGUCAUCUCCGAAUGCCCCAACCAGGUUCUCUUUCGCGUCGACGUGAGCCGCACGGAGGAGGAGAUGCCUCCACCGUUGGUGUUCGCCGCGGGUAUGGAAAUGGAGGAGAUGCAGAUGGUGAUACCUCAGCCGCUAGGAUUCGAUGAUGAGAUGGGGAUGCCUCCGCCACCAGAGAUCACUGCUGGGCUGGAGACGAAUGUCGGCUUCCCGUUCCCGUACUGA